Purpureocillium lilacinum is the source of this 1704-nucleotide messenger RNA. RefSeq lists its product as uncharacterized. NCBI's taxonomy places the organism in Eukaryota, Fungi, Ascomycota, Sordariomycetes, Hypocreales, Ophiocordycipitaceae. The record is from RefSeq and is a predicted model, not a curated record.
AUGUCGCCGAGACUAAAGCCACUGCUGCUUCCGCAGCUAGUGCAGGAGCGACUAAACAACCAUGGCGACGCCGCCUACAUGCCGUACAACGGCCUCGACGCCAUCGACCUCUCACAAGUCUAUUACACCACAAACUCCUCAUCGUCCGACGUCGCAUCGCCAUUGACCCCGACCUUCUCGCCCAGGGGCCACCAACGCUUUUCAAGCUCGACUUCAUCGCUCGAGCUGCCGCCGAUGCCCCAGGACGCCCCGUCCUCGCCCUCCACCUACACGACGAAGCCGACUGAGAAGCGCACGCUGCCCGACGUGCAGGAGGACCCCAUGGAACGCUUCGAAGAGACUUUGGCAUCGUCGGUCGACCACUUUGGUCUCUACAGCUGCCUGUGCGACACCCCAUGCGAGCACCGCAACAGUUCCGAAGGCCUGUUCCCUGGCGACAUGGUUGGUGACGACUUCGACUUCGACUACGACCUAGGCUUCCUGAGCGACGGCGAUGUCGCUCGCGACUACCCCAGGAAGAAGCGAUCCGGUAUCGAGUCGCCAUUUGCAGGCCUGACGUCGCGGCUCGGUUCCCGCCUCCCCACCAUCAGGCGGUGGAGAUCAAGCAAACGACCCAUGGUCAGCCUGCGGGCAUCCCCGACCACCGACCUCAGCCUUGAGAAUGUCCUGUCGCGCGGACCUUCGAGUCGCUCUUCAUCCAUGUCAGCGCCUAACCAGCAGCUGGGAGAUCGAGUCCAGGAUUCAUCGCCCAUGGCUUCGGUCGUGUCGUACUACGACGUGGGCAGCGCCGACAACCUGAGCCGAUCGUCGGUCCUCGAACUCACCCCGGAGGAGCAGCUGAACCUUGAGCGCGACCGUGCCAUGGCCACAACGCCCCUGCUUCCCCCACUUCUAACCGACGCUCUGGCAUCCCCGCAUCACGAGUCGCCGCUGCAGUCGCCGACCGUCGCAAUGACGCCUUGUGCCAGCGCCAAGCCCUCUCCGCCCUCGAUAUCUUCGGCGCAGUUCCCUCGGCCGCCUCUCAGUACCAAGCCCUCGGUCACAUCGCUUCGCCAUGUUCCCACCGCGAACGAUCUUCCACUGCCUCUGCCAGCUAUCCUGCAAGAGCAUGACGCUUGGUCGGACCGCCUUGGGCACGCCAACUUUACCAUCAGUCCCCUGCCCUAUGAGGUUGAGGCCGUAACGACAGAGACGGUCACAAAGUUCCGUGAGGACUGGGACACCGCACGAUGCAACUACACCAAGCAUCUGGUUCGCACCGGCGAGCACUAUGGCCAGACGAGCAAGAUCUACGCGCUUACCGAGGCCAAGUGGGCCGAGACGGAGCGCAAGUGGAAGAGCAUCUACGACGAGAUGAUGACGCAGAACAGCCGCUCGGCGCCAGCAUCUGCCAGCCAUUCGCGAAGCCACAGCCGGGGUCGCGGGCGGGGUCGGUCAAGCAGCUCCGUUGGAGCUCUUGGCCGCACGCCUACCAGCGAUGCCACACUAGGCGACCUGGAGUGGCGGCGCAGGGACGAGUGCCUCCCGAGCGCGGUACCACAGAUGCUCGAGUCGCUCGACGCCCAUGGCAAGUUCCCCGAGCGAGGUGACGAGGACAUCGUCGGACCCAUGCACCGCGACGCUGUUAUGAUCCGGGCUCGCAGCGAAGAUGCAAAGGGCCGCUUCUGGAGGAACCUUGCCGACAAAGUUGGCUUUCGCAAAUGA